CUUCGAUUGGGAUGUGGAUGGGGGGUGAAAAAGAAAGUCUCAGCUUUCUAAUGUUAGAAUCAUUGUUUCUAUGAACACUAAAGGUUGCGGACAGAGAGCGCUAUAUGCAGCGCAGCCAAUAACAUGAUUGGUCAACACAUUAAGGAGCUUCAAAACAACAUUUAUUGAGUUUGGUGGUAACAUUUACAUGAUUUGAAAGCUGAAAAUAAAAAUAUAAUUAAACACAAAACAGUCAAAAAAACAUUUCGGUCUAAAAUAACAAUUCUAUAUAAACAGCCCACUGCGACUUCAGACUCGACAUGAAAAUCCAUUAAAUUCAUUAAACGUCUUACCUUUUAGGAUAAGACAACUGUGACGUUAUCCUAACUUUAAGAUGUUAUUUACCACGAUUUUUAAGAAAAAAAAAUUUGAAUGCUUCUUAAGUUGUUUCUUAAGAACAAUCUUAAGAAAAAAGAUAAGAACUUUCAAAAUAUUCUUAACUGUUUUUUUUUUUUCACUUAGAAAUUAAGAAGAAAAUGUUAGUUAACAAGAAAUUUCUUAAGAACGUUUUGUGAAUCCAGCCCCAGGUCAUAAGGAUUACAGCCAACAAUUAAUGAAACAAAAGCAGAUACACACAAUUUACUGAGGGCCUUCCUUGGCAAUCAUUAAGAAACUAAACCCACUGUAUGAUUCAUGUGACCUGACAGCGACAGGAGGAAAUAAUAAAUUAAGUAAAUAUGCUAAUUAAAUGAUAACUUCCUGAAAUCCUCAAGACAGUGAAACUUUGACACUCGAUGCAACCGGCUUGUUCCAAUAUUACUUCAGAGAAACAGCCAAAUAAAUGCUGGAAACCCAACAACUGCUCGAAAAUACAAGUCAACAGUCAAGCUAAAACGGCAAAAAAGCACUGCGGUAGGGGUUUUUCCGAAAGCUAUGGGUAUUCAAGCAGGGCACCCCGACAGCGAGGGACUGAAGUGUGUUUGAAAAUCAGACAGACGUGUCACACCGCAGCCAUGAUGCGCUACCGGCUAGCAGCGCUAGCCUCCAUAUGGCACUGACACAAUCACGUCCUGUCGACGAGAAACACUAUUAUAACAUCUUUCCAAUCCCAAAACCGAGAUUUCACCAUCUCGAUAAACCAUCUGUGGAAAACUCAAUCAAGCCAGGCCCUCUAUAAUACUUGACCCAACCAUGAACCCAGCAGUUUUACUUCUGCGCCUACAUCAGGGGAAUCGUCCCCUGGAGGACUAUGUUGAGGACUUCUGUGGUCUAGCCAGCCAGUUGGACUUUAAUGAGGUUGCCCUCAAAGACUGUUUUAGAUUUGGUCUGAAUGAGUCCAUUUCUUUUUGGAUGCCUGGCGGUCGCAGUUCCCUCAGCCUGGCUCAAUAUAUCGACCUCGCCCUACGGUUCAUUGGUUCCCCGUUCACUGUGGGGGAGGCAGAUGCCGAGCCAGAGUUCCACGUCGUGGCCGCCGCCGAGCCAGAGUUCCACGUCGUGGCCGCCGCCGAGCCAGAGUUCCACGUCACAGCAACGCCUCAGCCUGCUCCAUGCCACGUCACAGCCACACCUGAGCAGUGGGACCUGGGGAUGGUUCCCACCCUUAUACCCACCCUUAGUUCUCCUGAGCAGGCAAGGGGAACUUUCGGCCCUCCGACCCCACCUGGACUUCGCCUUGGCCUGUCGGUCCCUCGACAUUGCCUCAGCUCGGCGUUCCCUCAGCUCCACUACGGUCCUUCAGCCUGUCGGCUGUGCCGGGGUCCCUCGUCCCUCCGGCUUCUCCUUGGUCUGUCGGUCACCUGGCUCUGCUUUGGCUCUCCGAUCCUCUGGCUGCGCCUCGUCCCUCCGAUCUGUCAGCUUCACCGGGGACCUCCUUCCCUACGGCUCCACCUUGGUCCUCAGUCCCACCGGCUCCACCUCAGUCUUCCGAUCCCUCAGCUCCGCCUUGCUCCUCCGAGCCUCCAGCACCGCCUUGGUCCUCCCUGCCAUCGGCUCCACCCUGGCCCUUCGAGUCUUUGGCUACUCUCCGGGCACCAUGUUCCAUGGCUCCGCCCCUCGAGCCUCUCACGGCUCUGCCUUCCAUGGCUCCACCCCUCAAGCCUCUCAUGGCUCCACCCCCCACGGACUUUGCCUUGGUCCCAUGCCCCUCGCCCUUUCUCGCCAUGCCAUGCCCCACACCUCAAGACACCCCCCCCCACCCCCCCAGCUCCCUACAGAAUUUUGAAUUUAUGUCAUGUUUUACGUGUUUUGUUUGUGUUGGUGUCGGGAGCCACCCCUUAGUGGGGGUGAUAUGUCAUGUGUAUUGUGUUGAUUCAUGUCUUAUUUUGAAAUUCUAGUUCCUGGUUCAUUUCAUGUGUUCCUGUUUCCCUUGUCAUGUGAUUCCUGUUUUCCCUCCAUGUUCAUGUGUUAUGUUUUCAUUGGUUUGUUUAAUUAUCUUGUUAUCAGUUCUGUUUGUUAAUUGGUUUAUGUUCCCCUAUGUCCAUGUAUUUAAGCCUCAUGUUUUCCAUUGUGUAGUUGUCUAGUAUUGAAUGUGAUUGUCAAGCCAUAGUCAAGUCUAGUCAGGUUAUAGUUUAGUUCAUGUUUUGUAGUCAGGGUUACUGGU
Messenger RNA from Myxocyprinus asiaticus (Chinese sucker), 2578 nucleotides. RefSeq lists its product as uncharacterized. Lineage: Eukaryota; Metazoa; Chordata; Actinopteri; Cypriniformes; Catostomidae. The record is from RefSeq and is a predicted model, not a curated record. The coding region runs from base 1171 to 2256 and encodes 361 amino acids. The transcript has 2 exons.